AUGGAUCCCACUUUGGAGCUGGCAGAUGACCCCAGGUUCUCCCGCCCUGUGGUGGAGAUGCUGAUCAGGAAUUUCAGCGUGCCGGCAGCCUGCUUCUCCCUGCCGCCCACCUCCCGGCACCUGCUGCACCAGCUGGACAUGGCCCAGCUUAUGAUCCUGGGCCUCUGCACCAUCAUGACACUGCUGUCGGUUGUGAUCUACGUGGAAGAGGUUUUGUACCUCUUCCGCAAGAUCCGCUGCCCUAUCAAGAUGAAGACCCUCUGCUGGAGCAGCUCAGCCCCUACGGUUGUGUCGGUGGUCAGCUGCUUUGGCCUGUGGUUCCCGCGCUCCAUGAUGGUGGUGGAGAUGGCUACCACGGCGUACUUUGCUGUCUGCUUCUACCUGCUGAUGCUGGUCAUGGUGGAGGGCUUUGGGGGGAAGGAAGCGCUGCUCAGCACCCUGAAGGACGUGCCCAUGGUGGUCAGCACUGGGCCCUGCUGCUGCUGCUGCCCCUGCCUGCCCCGAAUCACCAUGAGCAGGAAAAAGCUCAAAUUGAUGAUCCUGGGGACUUUCCAGUACGCCUUCUUCAGGGCAGUUGCUGUCUUCCUGGGGCUGAUCCUGGCUGCCGAUGGGAAUUACAACCCUGCUGACAUUUCAGCAGAGAGCGUGGCCCUCUGGAUUAACACCUUGGUCGGUGUCUCCACCCUCUUUGGGCUGUGGGCCCUGGGCAUCCUCUUCCGGCAGGCCCGGCUGCACCUGGCUGAGCAGAACAUGCAGGCCAAGUUCACCUGUUUCCAGAUCCUGCUCCUCCUGACGGCGCUCCAGCCUGCCAUCUUCAGCAUCCUGGCCAACAACGGCAGCAUCGCCUGCUCGCCGCCCUUCUCCUCCAAGGCCAGGUCGCAGCAGAUGCACGUGCAGCUGUUGAUCCCGCAGACCUUCAUCCUGGCGGUGCUGACGCGGAUGUACUACCGCAAGCAGGAUGACAAGCCGGGCUACCAGCCCGUCGGCUUCGCAGCCGCAGGCACCGAUGUCAAGGCGUGAGCAGGAGGGAGAAACUGGGGUGCCAAGGGGCAGAGUGGGGUGAGGGACUGGUCUACCCUGCACAACCUUCUCCUCCUCCCCUGACCUUGGGGAGCUGCUGGCAGCAGAAGAGGCAGAAGGAGAAAGAGCACCUUGAAUGAAUGAAUGAAUGAAAAGGUCUGAAACCUGAAGGCCAUAAGCCAAGGAGCCACGUCCAGCCCAGAGGCUCUUGUCU
Messenger RNA from Hirundo rustica (Barn swallow), 1234 nucleotides. It is a transcript of the gene SLC51A, whose product is annotated as solute carrier family 51 subunit alpha. NCBI's taxonomy places the organism in Eukaryota, Metazoa, Chordata, Aves, Passeriformes, Hirundinidae. Gene Ontology annotation, cellular component: plasma membrane; endoplasmic reticulum membrane. Bases 1 to 1020 code for a protein of 339 amino acids. Gene Ontology annotation, molecular function: transporter activity. The transcript has 9 exons. Gene Ontology annotation, biological process: bile acid and bile salt transport. The record is from RefSeq and is a predicted model, not a curated record.